This is a messenger RNA of Pundamilia nyererei, 2635 nucleotides long. RefSeq names its product pseudouridine synthase 7 (gene pus7). The transcript has 18 exons. Gene Ontology annotation, molecular function: pseudouridine synthase activity; RNA binding. Bases 223 to 2136 code for a protein of 637 amino acids. Gene Ontology annotation, biological process: pseudouridine synthesis. Gene Ontology annotation, cellular component: nucleus. The record is from RefSeq and is a predicted model, not a curated record. Lineage: Eukaryota; Metazoa; Chordata; Actinopteri; Cichliformes; Cichlidae.
UCCAUUUCCGGAACCAGAGGAGCACACACACAUACACACGUGUGAGAAAACCUGGCGUUCAGUGUUGCCUGCUCUCUUCUGAAUAUCACCAGGUCCAGUCUUUUAAGUGCCUGCUUCAAGCUUGGAUCCGUCAGGAAGUCUGUGCAAGUGUUUGGCGUUUGGAAAAUAAGGAGUGUUUGCAGCCAUAUUUCGCUACCGCAGUCCCACAAACGCUGGGCACUAAUGGCUGAAUCCGAGCCUGUGACCGUCGUCGUCCCAGUUGGAGAAAAGCGAGGGUGCCCGGAAGAUGAAAAAGAUGAUGCACCAUCAAAGAAACCAAAAUUUGAGAGCGAUCACGAAAAUGGGGGUCCUCCGCAGCAAGAUGAGAUGGACGAGCCCGAGGGGGACGCAAGUGAUGGAGAGGAGGAUGGUGACACAUUUGCUAACAUGAUGAAGCAUGGUCUCACCGAGCUCGAUGUUGGCAUCCUAAAGUAUGUCAGUGACCACGAAGGCUUCUCUGGAGUCCUGAAGGAAAGAUAUUCUGAUUUUGUUGUGCAUGAAAUCAACAAAAAUGGCAAGAUUGUGCAUUUGGAUGACCUCUCUGUCCCGGCGGAGGCUGAGGAAGCCCAAGAACCUGAACAACAGCCAAAAGAAUGCGACCUGCUAACUGAAGAGCAGAAAAAGCAGCUUGGAGAGCUUCAGCUGUUCAAGAACAAAGAGGGAAAUGUCUCAAUUGAGGUACUGGAUGAUUCUAAAGAGAAACGGACAUUGGUCCACAAAGCCAUCAAGAAUCAGUUUCCUGGUUUGGAAACAAAGACUGAAGAGAGGGAAGGGCGGAAGUUUAUAGUGGCUUAUCAUGCUGCUGGGAAGAAGGCUUUAGCAGAAGUCAAAACAACUACAGCUCCAAGGAAACACUUUUGGCCCAAAAACCGUGGCAGUUUCUGCCACUUUGUUCUGUAUAAGGAGAACAAAGACACCAUGGAUGCUAUCAAUGUGCUUUCAAAGUUCCUCAGGCUUAGACCCAACAUGUUUUCCUACAUGGGAACCAAGGACAAGAGGGCCAUUACUGUGCAGGAGAUAGCGGUGCUCAAGAUCACUGCAGAGAGGCUGGCUCACCUCAACAAGUGCCUCAUGAACCUCAAGCUUGGAAACUUUUGCUACAAAAAUCACCCUCUAAAGCUGGGGGAACUGCAGGGAAACCAUUUCACUGUGGUGAUAAGGAACAUCACAGGAACAGACGAGCAGGUUGAUCAGGCAAUGAAAUCCCUCAAGCAGACAGGUUUCAUAAACUACUACGGCAUGCAGCGUUUUGGCACAACAGCUGUGCCCACGCAUCACGUGGGCAGGGCUAUUCUGAAAAACGACUGGAAUGAGGUGAUGGAUUUGAUUCUGAAACCCCGUCCUGGAGCGGAGAAAGAAUUUCUGGUCCGCUGCAGGGAAGAGUGGGCAAAGACUCAGGAUCCGGAGGCAGCACUGAAAAAGCUUCCCAACAAGCGCUGUGUGGAAGGACAGCUGCUGAGAGGCCUGUCUAUGUAUGGCAAGAAAAACAUCGUCACUGCAUUUGGACUGAUCCCCCGGAACAACCGCCUGAUGUACAUCCACAGCUACCAGAGCAGAGUGUGGAACACCAUGGUGAGCCGCAGAAUUGAAGCCUUUGGUCUGAAGGCUGUGAAGGGAGACCUGGUACUCAAAGGAACCACGGCACACGUGCUGUCUGCAGAGGAGGCAGAGAAUCAAUCCAUCCACAACAUUGUGAUGCCACUUCCAGGGUUUGAUGUCAUUUACCCCACACACCACAUCGGAGAAGGUUACAGAGAGCUGCUCACUGCAGACGGGCUGGACAUCGACAACAUGAGGCACAAAGUGAAGGACUACUCUCUGGCCGGAGCCUACAGGCGCAUCAUCAUCAGACCCGCUGAUGUCAGCUGGGAGGUCAUUAAUUACGAUGACCCCAGGGUGUCUCUGGUGCAUAGUGAUUUUGAGAAACUAGAGAACAAACCCGCACCUGUCUUCAACAAAGAGGGGAAAUAUCGCGCUCUGCGGAUGGAGUUCUCGCUGCCUCCAUCGACCUACGCUACUAUGGCAAUCAGAGAAGUCCUCAAGCUGGACACCAGCAUCAAGAAACAGACGCAGCUUAACACGACCUGGUUUAACUGAGACCACGACACCUUCAGGCAUGAACUGGACUGUUGAUGCAGUGGCUGCUUACUGUUGUUUUUAAGUCAUGUGUAAUAUGUGUGUAUGAGAGAGCAUUUGGGUUUUAUACAAACCCAAAGAUAAUUUCUUUGACGUACAAAGAGCAACAGUUUAUAAUUAUUGAACUUGUUUAUGUUUUUAUUUGCUUUGACAGGUUUUUGUGCUGCACAUUGCGAUUUCACAUAUUUUGACAAGAUUUAAAUAUGUUGUGUGCUUUCAGGGCGCUCACACAUUCAAUAACUACUGCUGCUGGUUUUGUACAGAGAUGAGAACUUCUUUUUAGCUCAAAGCUAAUAGCAUAAGUUUUUUUGAGAAGGAAGAGAAAUUAAAAUUGUUGAGAGAAUCGGCACAGUGUGUGUAUGAACAAAAAAAUCUGAAAUAUUAUUUUUCUUUUUUUGUCCUUCCACUUGUAAAAGUGGUAAUAAAGCUGUUAUCUCUCCUUUGAGUCUUUUCCUCUGCA